CUGACAGAGUUGAGAGAUACAGUAAGAUAGAUACAACGAGGAAAAUAUCGCGUCGCACGUUCGCCACCUACCUGUUGAAUAUCACCGCAGUUUAAUUUGCAAGUUUGGGGUUGGGUUGGCGAGUCACUCACUGUCGAAGAACAAAGUCGAACCUGGAAAAAGGAGAGUCAGCCGAGGUUUUGUCGAGGUAAAUGCGGAAGGAAAGAGGAUUUGUGCAACUGGUAGCCACUCCAAUGUUCUAACCGGACCGACAGACCAAAGGAUUUAUCAACCGAUCAAACCGAUUUAUUGACGCCAAAAAAAACACAAUGCCUUUAGGACUGAGGAGAAAGAAGAACAAGUCGAGAGAGAGCUCGAACCUGGUGGAGAAUGAGGAGGUCGGUGGACACGCAACUGGGAGCUCCGUGAAGUCGACGGUAAACGGAGCGGGGCUCCCACCGCCACCUGCCAACCUGCGGCCCAAACUAGUGUUCCAUACUCAGCUCGCCCACGGCAGCCCCACGGGAAGGAUCGAGGGAUUUACUAACGUCAAAGAACUCUACGGGAAAAUAGCUGAUACGUUCAAUUUAAGUCCACCAGAGAUCCUGUUCUGUACUUUGAACACCCACAAGAUCGACAUGGAGAAGCUGCUUGGUGGUCAGAUCGGCCUGGAGGACUUUAUAUUCGCCCACAUUAAAGGGAUUAAGAAGGAGGUGGAGGUGUUUAAAUCAGAGGAGGCCCUGGGACUCACCAUCACAGACAAUGGGGCGGGAUACGCCUUCAUCAAGCGUAUCAAGGAGGGCAGUGUGGUGGACAAGGUGAAGGUGAUCUCUGUUGGAGACCACAUAGAGUGCAUCAACGGGAAGAACAUUGUGGGAACACGUCACUACGAGGUGGCUCGCUUGCUGAAGGAGCUGCCUAAGGAGCAGAAGUUCACCCUCAAACUGGUGGAGCCCAUGAAGUCCUUCGAGAUGCUGGAGCCGAGGUCGAAGGGAGCCAAGCCGGCCAGUGAGAAUAAGUUGGGGACAGGGAGAGGGACUCUGAGACUGCGCGCCAAAGGACCUGCUACCGUAGAGGAAGUGCCGACAGAGUUCGAGGAGAAAGCCGUGAAGAAGGUGGAUGACUUACUGGAGAGCUACAUGGGUAUCAGAGAUACAGAACUGGCGGCGACCAUGGUGGAGGUGGGUCGGGACAAGAAGAACCCUGAUGAGUUUGCCAUGGCUCUGGACGAAGCUCUCGGAGACUUUGCCUUCCCUGACGAGUUUGUGUUCGACGUCUGGGGCGCCAUUGGAGAUGCCAAACAGGGACGUCUUUAAUGUUUUAACUGAUUACCCAGAUCACCUAGCCUGGUCCAAGACAGCAUAAACACAUCUGGGACCAGGCUACCAACCCCUGUUCCAGUGGACAAAUAUCAGCCAGUAGAGAAUGAGGGGUGGGAAUUACCAGGGACCUCACGCAUUGCGAUUCCAUACUGUGAUUUUAUUCCAAUUUGAUGUUCCGAACAUAUUGCUCACUAAAUGUCUGCUGCAGAAGGGCAAGCUAGAGAAUGAGGAAAUUAGUUUUAAAUCAGUCACAGAAAUAAGUGGUCACUAUGUUAAAAGAUGGAGAACAAACUAUAGGAUGGAAAAUACCAGAAUUAUGGCGCAGGUACAUCCGACUAGCGCUAGCUAACACUACCUUUUGAAAAUUAAAAAUCGAUACUUAGAGUCAAAGUAUCUACAUAAUACGGUCCAAAAUAAUACUGUGAUAUGCAACUAUCGAUUUUAUUCCCCUAUUGUUGUUAUUAUAUACACCCUCGAAGACAAUCACUUAUUGAUCAGUCAUGUCCCACUCAACCGAGUUCUCUGGAAUGCAUCCCAAAUGGGCACCCUAUUUCCUUUCAUAGUGCAUUACUUGGCACCCUAUUCCCUACAUAGGGCACUACUUGGCACCCUAUUCCCUACAUAGGGCACUACUUGGCACCCUAUUCCCUACAUAGGGCACUACUUGGCACCCUAUUCUCUACAUAGUGCACUACUUGGCACCCUAUUCCCUACAUAGGGCACUACUUGUCCUUUUCCACAGGUUACAAAGGGUACACACCUCUGUCUGUAUCAGUCCUUCUGGUGUGAAUUGCAAUGUACUAAUGAUCACAUACUUACUGUUCAUCGUGGCGUUUUAUAUUUGUCUUCUAAUGUUGCUGUGGAGUUUUAAGCACCAGCAGAUCCCCCCCAUCAGAAACAUAUGCUGUAUGGUCUUCAUAUGUUCCAACGCCUCACAGAUGACUGUUUAUUUAGAGCCUACAGAAAAAUUAAAUCGUUUUUAUUCUAGCUAUGGAGGGUGAGGUGGGAUCCCGAUCCACCUUUCAGCUAACAUUCCUUCACUUCGUGGCAUUUUGUUUUGUACAGGCUGCUUAGUAUAUAAUUAUCUUAUAAUAAAUACUUAUUUGUUUAUUUAUUCGUUCAAAUAAACGUUCAUUUAUUUUAAGCUGGAAAAUGUUUUAUACAAAUCUCAAGAUUGGAAUUCGAUAGAAAUCUUGAAAAGUGUCACUUCGUGGUCAAUUGCAAUUCAAAAUGUCUGACACUGUUGAAAGAACCCACUGUAGAUUGAAUUGACACACUGAAUAGUAAUGAAUUCUUACUGUAGUAUGUGUAUUGAGUUGUUUUAGAGAGGUUUACUACUGAACACAGCUUCAGUGUUUUAUAGAAAUACUUAAGGGAUCACUGUUAGACAAAACAAAUAAAAUGUACUAUUCUCUA
Messenger RNA from Oncorhynchus masou masou (cherry salmon), 2717 nucleotides. RefSeq names its product PDZ domain-containing protein GIPC1-like. The transcript is spliced from 6 exons. The record is from RefSeq and is a predicted model, not a curated record. NCBI's taxonomy places the organism in Eukaryota, Metazoa, Chordata, Actinopteri, Salmoniformes, Salmonidae. The coding region runs from base 309 to 1295 and encodes 328 amino acids. Gene Ontology annotation, molecular function: protein binding.